GUGGUACUUGCCAAAAUGACCACGCUACCUCCAUUUUUUCAUAGUGAUGUUAUGCACACUAGAUUGAAAUAAGAUCUGUUGUUUUUGUGAUUGAUUGACCACAGCCUUAUCUCUAAUUGGUCGACAYGAAAUCCCGCUUUGUUCAAACAUAAAGCUUCUUUGAAGAGGUCCUGAAUAUUAUCUCGACCGGUGGUGAGUGUAACUGACUGGAACGAGUUUUCAUCUACUGAAACAACAAGGUUUCGUAACAGCGUUGACAACUUGUUUGUACAAGAAACUAGCGACAAACCGUUCUCACUCGGAAAAUGCAUUGUUCAAUGUAUUAUUGCUUGUCCUUGCUCUGCUGUUUUACCAUUGGCACACUUGGAGCAUCAAGUAUUAUCUUCGGCCACCAAAGAGAUGUCGCUAAAUCGUCAGCAAAUGGCUUCGUGCCGUUGAAAAUCGGCGGGUUCAACAUCCAAGUGUUUGGCACAAAGAAAAUGUCCAAUAAAGCAAUUAAAGACCUUUUAGUCAAGAUUAUUCUGCGCUAUGACAUUUUGCUCGUCCAAGAAAUCCGUUCGACUACAGACACAGCUAUAAACGAAUUAAUGAAAGCCCUUAACAGUGCUUCUGAACCAAAGGGCAUUUAUUCCAUGAAACUCAGCAGAAGACUUGGUCGAACAGCCAGCAAAGAACAAUAUGCGUUUCUAUACAGGACAGACAAAGUCCAGGCUACCGCCAGCUACGUGUAUACCGAAAUUGCUGGCAAAGAUGCUUUCCAGAGGGAACCUUAUAUUGUCAAGUUCAGAGCUCCAAACGCAUAUCUAAGAGAGUUCGCUCUUGCUGCAAUUCAUACUCAGCCAUCAAACGCACCGUCUGAGAUUGACCACUUAGUCGAUGUCUAUGACGAUAUCGUUAAAAGAUUYGGAAUAAAGGAUGUCAUGAUACUGGGAGAUUUUAAUGCCGGUUGCAGUUACGUCACCAAAAGCGAAUGGAAGCAAAUUCGUCUGGCUACAGAUCAUCGCUUUUACUGGUUGUUCACUAAUGACGAAGACACGACAGUCUCUAAGUCAGAUUGUCCUUAUGACAGAAUGGUAGUUGCUGGGGACAUGAUCAAGGCAAUAGUACCGAAAAGUGAAAAAGUKUACAAUUUUGCUAAUGCAUAUCACUUGACUCAAAAAGAGGCUGAAUUGGUGAGUGAUCACUGGAUCAUAGAAGCUAAACUGAAAGAUAAAAGCUACCUGAUAGAGGARAACAAUUUCAAGAGUGAACUCACCCUGACUGUCAUCGACAAACGCAAUGRAGCGCUUACUAAGCGUCUCAUAUAUCAAAUGAGAAGCAGSCGAARCCGCGUCUCUAAAAUCUUCACCGMGUCCACUUCAUAUAAACGAAGCGGAGGAAUUGCUGAGAUUUCRCUMACAAAGAAAGCCAACAGCCUCGAAAACGCCAAAUUUGCUGUUGAYGAUCUGCGAAAGUACCUKCCAAAGCUUGUAUCUGAUUAUCAAGUGAUCAUAUCAACCAGGAAGCUCAAGCGUUUUAUGGAGAAGAUAGAAAAGGCUUGCCAAGUAGAAAAAAGCAUGGCCAAUGAGUUUSAAUAUCAGGUCAUCGGUGAUGGAUCUUGUKCACAUGAUUUUAAGCUWGAUUCAGUYGCACUUAAGUGCAAUGUUGAUAAUCUGAUUUGUCAGUUGGAUUUCAUAUUUGUGUAAAUCAUAGCUACUCAUACCAUUGCAGACAAGAAUCCUUGUUUCUUUUUAUCAUUAUUAUUUUGUUGUUGUUGUUGUAAUUUUAGCACUAAUCGUCAUASUUUACACUUGAGUUCUGACAUUUGAAAAGAUCACGAGCCCGCUCCUGAAAAGAUAGAGUUAUUAUAUAUAAUAUGGACUGCUGCCAUAAACCCGUUGAAUUCAGCUUCAGUUUAAAGUUGCAAUUGCAUACCCACAAUACACUUUGGUCUGAACUUUGUGUGUAUAUUCGACUCUAUGAAUGUGGUUUUAUAAGCAAAAAGCGUUAUUUCUUAUAAUGAAUGUUGUAAAAGCACUUUUCUAAUAAAAGAUUUUAAAUCACUC
This is a messenger RNA of Exaiptasia diaphana, 2045 nucleotides long. RefSeq names its product deoxyribonuclease-1. Lineage: Eukaryota; Metazoa; Cnidaria; Anthozoa; Actiniaria; Aiptasiidae. Gene Ontology annotation, molecular function: DNA nuclease activity. Gene Ontology annotation, cellular component: nucleus. The transcript is spliced from 10 exons. Bases 306 to 1685 code for a protein of 459 amino acids. Gene Ontology annotation, biological process: DNA catabolic process. The record is from RefSeq and is a predicted model, not a curated record.